Messenger RNA from Suillus paluster, 2004 nucleotides. RefSeq lists its product as uncharacterized. The transcript has 5 exons. Bases 1 to 2004 code for a protein of 667 amino acids. The record is from RefSeq and is a predicted model, not a curated record. NCBI's taxonomy places the organism in Eukaryota, Fungi, Basidiomycota, Agaricomycetes, Boletales, Suillaceae.
AUGCACAUCGGGGUUCAUAAAACAUGCCUGCCCUACAACCAUGACCUUGUCGGUCUGCAUGUCUGCGGACCCUCUCUUACCCUCAACGAACCAUGGAACCUCCCCCAGUACCCACUACUUGCAGAAAGAGCAAGACCAAAUGAGGCGGAAGAGGCGGAAGAGCCUGAUGUGGCUACCGCAGACUACGAUGGGCCAAGGGUUCAGGUCAACUGGCAACAAGAGCCUUUUCAUACCGAUAUGCUUGUUCAAUGGCUUAUUCAGCAUCCUGCAGAUUCUACUGUACUAUUCAACAGUAAAUGCAACGUAGACCAUGGCACCCCCUUGGGCAAGGACAAAAAUGAGAUUCAAGGUCUCAUCACUCAUUUUAUCUUCAUGCAUGACCAUAAAUAUGGGAGCUUAUAUGCUUCAUUUCUGGAUAAAUUUCGCGACUCGGUAGCGUACCGCAUUUCCACUCUCAAGAAGGUCUGGCGUCCCCUCUAUGAUAAAUUACGCAGAACCGGUGCUGGUGUUGUUCCUCUCGACGCUAAUGCUGCUGCAAAUUUGAAGGGUGCGUAUGAGAUUGACCAUGAUUGUCCUUGGUUCGACAAUCUUCGAGCAAUCUGGGGGUCCAACCUGUCAUUCGCAGCACCAACAAUCUCUUCACAGCCUGGGGUGGAUCAUGCUGCCCAUUUCUUCUCACUCAUAAGCACAGCAGACGCCGGUAAUGCCUCAUCACAGGUCCACAGUACUCCUCCUUCCAGCGCCCUCAUGGGCAGCCCUGCUCCCCCCCACACACAGGGGGGGAGAAUAGCUGAUCACCCCCAACAAUCCGGCUAUUCCCCAUCCUCCACUGGUCCUUCAGUGAGCGGUAGCACUGGUGCCCUCCCACAAUUGGGCUAUCCACCCCCCUCCUCUGGCACCUUUGUGGGCGGUAGCUCACAAUCCGGCUAUCUGCGCCCCUCCUCUGGCGCCUUUUCAAGCGGCAGUGCUUCCCUGCAAUAUCACUAUAGCCAUCCUGCAGAUGGCAGCGGCGCUAGCCCACAAUUCGGCAGUCCCCCCCCUCCCAGCCCUUUUGCAGGCAGCCCAACUAGUUCAUGCCCCCCUCCUUUCAACCCUUGUGGUGACGGCAGUGCCGCUUCCUCCCCACAGUUCAACUAUGGCACCCCCCCUCCCCCCAGCACUCAGUCCUCCCCGCAGUUCAACUAUGGCGCCCCCCCUCCCCCCAGCACUCAGUCCUCCCCACAGUUCAGCCGCACUCACCUUCCCCCUCACAAAUCAUACCCUCUCUCACGUCCCCCUCCGGGCAUGGCACCUCAGGCUGAAGAUGAUUUCGAUGAUGCUCUUUUUACCAUGGAUGGGAUGGAUGAAUAUGAUGAUCGUGACGCGAAUGCUCUUCCUUCAUCUCCAUCGCCUCCCCCUGCUCCCCCACCCGCAGUUUCGCAGAAGCCCCGCACCUCCACAUACAACAACCGCAGUGUGUUCCUGUCCAAAACUGGCAGUGUCCGCACGAGCACCAAACCUUCAUUGACCACAUCAUCAUACUCUUCGGCACACACUCACUCCAGCAUGCCUCCUUCCCAGUCGUCUUCGACUCCAGAGACAUCAGUGUCGAAAGGGAAACGCAAGGCGACCAACAAGAAGCGGAUCCAUUCUGACAUUCAUGAGCAAGUUGAGAUGUUGAAUGACAAGGUUGAGAGCAUCACCUCAGGUAAGACAUCGGAGAGCGCAUCAAGGGAGCCGUUGGCGAAGACACAGUACGAGUUGAAGAAUGACCGUGCCAUGGUGAAGCUGGAUAUUUACUGCGAGGGCAAAGAGCAUGAAUUUAUACGCGACAAGCGUGCCAUUGUCCGUGCGAAUGCAAAAGUUGACCAUCAGUGUGAACAAGAGGCGAAAACCAUGGAGAUUCGCCUUCGCGAUGCUGAGUCUAGGGCUUGGGAAUCGGAGGCAGCAGCAUUGUGUCUCAGGAUCAAGUACAAGAAACUCAUGCAGGAUGAGCGGACCGAAGGUAGUAAUGCUGCAUCUUGA